AUGAGACACCCCAAGACUAAGACCGUGCCGCCACCCAACAGCAUCCACGACCCUUUCUGGCCCGCCAUCAUCGAUGAAAAGUUACACCUGAAAAUUAGGACCACGCAUCCCCAACCCCCAACCACCUCGCAAGCCUGCAUCAAGGUGGGCGCUGCCCUUCGCCGAGCCGAAAAGGAGAAGCGCGACUACUACACCGGUUUCAACCAUGGAAAAACUCUGAUCGUCCCUGCGGCGAUGACGACAACCGGUGGGUUCGCCUCCUCCUUUGUGGAUCUGCUUGGUCAGCUCGCCCGCUGCGCCGAGGCCCGUGGUGUGUACCAGCCGGGGCUGGAUGAGGCCUUUGUUCCUCGGUGGAAGGGUCGCUUUGCGGCGCUGGUCCAUCAGAUGAACGCUAACCACAUCCAGCGCCACUUUGGCGGUGUCUGCCUGCGCUCGUCGUAG
Molecule: messenger RNA, 441 nt
Organism: Monosiga brevicollis MX1
Lineage: Eukaryota; Choanoflagellata; Craspedida; Salpingoecidae
Exons: 2
Coding region: 1-441 (146 amino acids)
Biological process (GO): ribosome biogenesis; ribosomal large subunit biogenesis; endonucleolytic cleavage in ITS1 to separate SSU-rRNA from 5.8S rRNA and LSU-rRNA from tricistronic rRNA transcript (SSU-rRNA, 5.8S rRNA, LSU-rRNA)
Cellular component (GO): nucleus; preribosome, large subunit precursor; nucleolus
Molecular function (GO): protein binding
Source: RefSeq, a predicted model, not a curated record